UUCUCUUCCCUUGGACGCAAAAAUCUCGAUGAGUUCUAAAAAUGAGCAUGAGACUAAGUUACGAGCGAGAAUAUGUUCGUAAUCAAGGGGUGAUCCCGCCAUGUGAGUGGGCGGAGCCUGCGGCUUUCAAACAGCGGCGGCCCUAUAAAAGCUUGCACGGCUGCACGCCGUGAGAGUUUCACCUCCGAUGCGUCACGAUUAAAGCCGGCGAUGCACGACUCCGGCGGGGUCCAGCUGGCCCAGGCCCUCAAGCACUCCGUCCUGUGCCUGCUGCUGGUGCCGCGCUUCCUGGCCGCCGCCGUAACGCUAUGGCUGCUGGACUUCCUGUGCAUCCGCCGCAAGGUGCUCCACCAGAUGGGCGCGCGGCCGCACAGCGCCGACGACCCGCCGCUGUGCGUGUCGGACUCCAACCGGAUGUUCACGCUGGAGUCGCUGCGGGCGGUGUGGUACGGCCAGAAGCUGGACCUGCUCAAGUCGGCGAGCCUGGGACGCGCGGCGCCCAACACGGAGGUGUUUCUGGUCCAGGGGCGCCGGCGGGUGCGCAUCCUGGACUGCAUGCGCGGAACGAGGCCGCUCAUCCUCAACUUUGGCAGCUGCUCCUGACCGCCGUUCAUGACGCGCCUGGCCGCGUUCCAGCGCGUCGUCAGCCAGUACGCGGACAUUGCGGACUUCGUGGUGGUCUACAUCGAGGAGGCGCACCCGGCGGACGGCUGGGUGAGCUCCGAUUCGCCGUACCAGAUCCUCAAGCACCGCUGCCUGGAGGACCGGCUGAGCGCGGCGCGGCUCAUGCUGGCGCAGGUGCCCGGCAGCAGCGUGGUGGUGGACGGCAUGGACAACGCGUCCAACGCCGCCUACGGAGCUUACUUCGAAAGACUCUACAUCGUCAGGGACCGGAGGGUAGUCUAUCAGGGGGCCCGGGGGCCGGAGGGCUACCGGAUCUCCGAGCUCAGGAAAUGGCUGGAACAGUACCGGAAAGACCUGAUCGUGUCUCCGGUGUUGCAAGCGUAGCCCGGGGGGAGAUUUGUAUCUUCUUUUCUUUUUAAAGUGCAGGUUUAGGCCUUGGUUCUGCUCAGUUCUAAUCGGGUGGUUCUUGUGCGUAAUAGCUGCCAAAUAAAGACUUUUUUUUCCCUUUUUUUAAUUUGGGAGGGUAGGGGGCACCCCUGGGUGUUUGCGUGAAGUGCGGUUCUUAAACGGCGCAGCCACAGAACCGACACUGAUGUUUGUGACACCCGGAGGGUGUCCAAAUGUCCUGUUGGAUUGAUGGGGGGCCGAAUGGCGCGACGUCACGAUACGUAAUUGAACAAAACUCUUUUGUAAAAAAAAAAAAGCACACAAAUAAAUAACACUGAAUCACUAUUGACUAAAGACAUUAUGUAAUGUGUUUUCCCAUUUGAAGUAAGGACACAUCAUUAGGUACACAUCAAGUCAUAUCCAAUAGAAAUAUUGGGUAACACUUUAGUAUGGGGAACAUAUUCAUCAUUAAUUAGUUGCGUAUUAACAUGCAAAUUAGUACCAUAUUGGCUCGUAACUAGUCAGUAAGUAUUUAUUAAUGCCUUAUUCUGCAUGGCCUUAUUAUACAUUAAUUAGGAGUAUUCCCUCAAUAACUUCAUAAUUAUUGCUUAUUAGUAACCCUAACUAUUGUUGUCCAAAUAACUCUAAAUUAAGUCUUUGUCACUCAUAAACUGUUACCAAAUAUCGUUAUACUUCUGCCCUCAUUAAGUGCCAAUAAAUAAAAACUUAAUGAAAUGUCUAGUCAGCGUGCUGUUAAAAUGCAUCAAAAAAGCUCCUUUUGAUUUGUCAUCAACAUGACUGUCACACAGAUAGUCAACAAAGUGGGCUUGUAGAGGUUUGAGUUCCGUGGUGAAGAAUGUGGAGCUAAAGUGGACUUAAUCCUUUUAAUGUCAGCACUAACCAGCAUGAUGCAACAGUCCUGGUGGAGUCUCAAAGGAAUUUAACUUCCUUAACUGGAAAUAAGUUAAUUAUCUCACAAGUUUUUAUCUCCUAAUGUCAGAAUGCCAGAAUCAAACAUAAUAACAAAUUAUGAUAUUAAAAGGUAUAAUAAUUUGUCAUUUAAAAAGUAUCUUUCAACCACAAAAGCCAAACCGAGGCUUGCAAUGUACUCCAGUAAAUAUUAGAAAUUAAAUAUUUUACUAUUCAAACUUUUUUGACCCUAAAUUAAGAUGACAAACACAUAUAUUUACAUUAAUUGUAAAAACAACAGAUUUAUUAACCGUAGAUUAAAGCAACUGUUGCCCAUGAACUGUCUAGUAUUAUAAUGUAUUGUAUAUCUAUUUGAAAUAAAAAGCUGAUAAUGACAGUAAAAUACAAUUGCAGGUUUAUACCACAUCAUUAUUAUAAAAUAAAAAUAAAGACAAUGUUUGACACAAGCAAAAAUGUAUUGUAUGUUAUUUAAGUACUUUUCUCAUGUUAAAUUUGGGGUACUGCAUAGUGCACGACAAGAGAUUGACUGAAUUGUCUCAAUUUAAAUGUACAAUGUACAAAGAUUGUAUAAACACACACAUAUAUAUAU
Messenger RNA from Nerophis ophidion (straightnose pipefish), 2530 nucleotides. Its product is annotated as thyroxine 5-deiodinase-like. The record is from RefSeq and is a predicted model, not a curated record. The transcript has a single exon. Gene Ontology annotation, molecular function: thyroxine 5'-deiodinase activity. Lineage: Eukaryota; Metazoa; Chordata; Actinopteri; Syngnathiformes; Syngnathidae.